Polistes dominula (European paper wasp) is the source of this 1561-nucleotide messenger RNA. RefSeq names its product translocating chain-associated membrane protein 1 (gene TRAM). Gene Ontology annotation, cellular component: endoplasmic reticulum membrane. The record is from RefSeq and is a predicted model, not a curated record. Gene Ontology annotation, biological process: SRP-dependent cotranslational protein targeting to membrane, translocation; protein insertion into ER membrane. Lineage: Eukaryota; Metazoa; Arthropoda; Insecta; Hymenoptera; Vespidae.
GAACGUGGUCAAAACGUUUUUAAACCGAAAGCCACGUAAGGUGGCGAACAGUGGUUAGUAGCAGAUAGUAGUCUGUCAAAGUGCGGUGGUGAGCGGUUGUGUGAAACGAGCUGCCGCUCACAACGCUACAAUUCAAAACUAUCACGUCAAAAGUAAAUUAAUUUUUUUCUAAAAAUGGUUACGAUUAAAGGAAGAAAAAAUUCUAACAAAAAUCCACCAAUAUUCAGUCAUGAAUUUGUUAUUCAAAAUCACGCGGAUAUUGUCGCCUGCGUGGCUAUGGUAUUUGUAAUCGGUUUAAUGAUGCAGGUCACGUCACCAUGGGCUUAUACGUUUAUUGCUAUACAUCAUAAUGUUUCUACAGCAAUUACCAAUGAUCCAACAUUACCACUAAAAUAUACGACUGGUUGGAAGGAUGCAUGUGCUGUAUUUUUUUAUUUUUUAAUAACUAUUGUAAUGCAUGCUGUAUUUCAAGAAUACAUAUUCGAUAAAAUAUCAAAACGUCUUCACUUAAGUAAAGUAAAACUUGCAAAGUUCAAUGAAUCCUGUCAAUUGAUAGUAUUUUAUCUGCUCUCAGUUAUUUGGGGCAUUGAUAUCAUAAUCAGAGAUAAUUUGUUGUUAAACAUAACUUCUUUAUGGAAUGAUUAUCCAGUACUCUUAUCAUUCUCCUUAAAAUUAUUUUUUAUUGGGCAACUUUCCUACUGGUUACAUUGUUAUCCAGAAUUAUACUUUCAACGAGUAAAAAAAGAAGAUAUUGUACAACGUGUUAUAUUUACCACCAUUGGCUUGUUGUUCACUUUCGCAGCCUAUUUCUUAAAUUUCCAACAAGUAACCGUCAUACUACUUGUCCUUCAUUAUACUGGAGAUGUUUUACUGCAUGCUGCAAGAAUUAAUCACUUUGUUAAUCAGAAAGAAAAUACAACGAGAAUAUCAUUCCUGAUUGCCAAUUCAGUAUACGUGUUUGUUCAUAUCGCAUCUUUAGUACUUGCAGUUUUAGUAUUCUUAUACGGAUUUAAUCAAACUGAAAGUUCAUUUGAUUAUACUACUGGUAACUUCAAUACUCCUAUUGUACAGUAUACUGUUUUAAGUGUUAUUGUAUUUUUCCAAAUUUAUCUCUUACAUUCGUUCGUCAUGAAACAAAUUAAACGCGCUCGAGAAAAUACAACCCCUGUUAUUACGAAAGUAAAACCAAAACAAAAAUUGAAAAAAAAAGAAGGUAAAAAAUCAACUUUGUCUGAAGAUGAUGAAUUACCUGAAGUGGAUCAAGCAACUAAAAAGAAUUUGAGAUCUCGUUCUUCUACAAAAGCGAAAUAACUUGUUUUAUAUAUAUAUAUAUAUAUUAUUAAUAAAAUUGUAUAAGGCUGAUUAGAUAUCAGAUACCAUUCGCUUACGUGUCAUCAUCAAUAUCAAGGAGUGAAUGUUCCGAAAUAAUGUUCUUCCUUAGCCGUAGAAUUUAUAACAAAAAUUACACUUCAAUAUAAUUUAAGAAAUUCACGAAAAUAUCUUCAUAGCCUAUGUAUAUCGAAUAUUGUAAUUAUGAGAAUAAGAUUUUUUUGUGUAACUA